Messenger RNA from Rubroshorea leprosula, 1158 nucleotides. Lineage: Eukaryota; Viridiplantae; Streptophyta; Magnoliopsida; Malvales; Dipterocarpaceae. The record is from the annotation of a GenBank genome assembly.
UUUCUCCAUCACUAACAAAAAAUUCCAAAACCCUCUUCUUAGGUUAUUUCCCUAGUAAAAAACAAUGAAUUUCCGCUGCUUCAAAGUGUUCAUUGCGAUCCUCUUAACAUUCUUCUCUGUUUCUUGGGUGAAUGCGGCGACGAAGAAUGAAGAUCGGAGCUUUGUGCUGUCAUCUCCUUUCCCUUCAGCUCUCGAAACGUUACAAAAGCAAAUCGGCUAUACUUUCAAGAACAUUGCAUUGCUUAAACGAGCCAUGACCCAUGCUUCAUUCUCUGAGGAGAACAACAAGGCAUUGAGCAUUCUGGGCGGCCAUGUCAUUGAGUCAUCGGUGUCCCUAUACUCCCUUGAAAAAGAUAUUGAUAUCUCUGCAAAAGAUCUGAACCAAGUCGUGUUGGAGAUUUCCAAAGUGGAAGCUUCCUGUACUAUUGAUGGGAUGCAACUAGGAUUGGAGAAAGUAGUCAGAGUUUCACCAAAGACCAAUUCUUCAGCCCCUAUUGUUGUCUGCAGUGCAUUCCGGGCAAUAUUCGGUGCAAUUGCUCUUGAUACUGGGAAGUCAGAUGAUGCUGGAAAUGUCUUCUUGAAAGUCCAUGGUCGCAAAGUUGGAAGAGGCUUUGCAAUGUAAGUAGUUCUUCUGUUAUCUGCUCUUUUAAAGAAUUAAUGUAGUAGCAGUAUUUUCUAUUUUGGGUUUGUAAUAUAGUGGGAUGACUACUUAUCUGGCAGUAUUUUGCAUGUAGUUACUCUAAAUAACAUCUGCUACAAUGUGGUUUCUGAGAUAACAUCAUUGCAGGGGGUUGUGCUGCAAUGAUGUGUUUGUUGAAUAUUAAGUGUAGUAAUUUCCUCUUCAGGGAGUUUUUAGGACUCUUGGUCUCCGAAAACGGAGCGAUAUAUAUAUAUAUCUAUGGGCGGCGGAGAACAGUCAGAGAUGGCGCAGAGACAGCCUGGUUUCUUGGUUCAUGAAGACGCGUCCAAUUCUCUCUUGCAGAACAGUCGCUGCUGCUUCUGUUUCCCUCGUUUUGGUAGUUCGCACCGUUCCUCCACCGACGUCCCCUUUUGGGAGCGCAUACGGGUAUCCCAGAUUGAAUCUGGAAACAACUUAUGGGCCCGAGGGAUUAGAGCCUUCAAGAAGAUUCGCGAAUGGUCGGAAAUCGUCGCUGGUCC